AUGUCCAGCAUACCAACGCACAAGUCAGCAGCAAGCAAAGAUGCCCUGCCUCCGCCGGGCAGCGGGCUGCGGUACCCCACGAGCGGCAAGACGAUCUACCACCGCCCAUUGAACCGGUCGCGCACCUCGGAGCUCAGCCAGUCCAGCUUCGCGUACCUCUUCUCCGAGAUGGUCAGCUAUGCGCAGCGACGGGUGACGGGCAUCCAGGACCUAGAAAAGAGGCUCAACGUCCAGGGCCACCCGAUAGGCCUUAAGCUCCUCGACCUCCUCCUCUACCGCGAGCCGCCCCGGCAGCAGGCCCGCCCGCGCGACAUCAUCACCCUGCUGCACCUCAUCAAGAUCCAGCUGUGGACGCACCUCUUCGGCCGCCAGGCCGACCAGAUCCAGCGCUCGAGCAACCCGGACACCCCCGACGAGUACAUGAUCAUCGACAACGAGCCCCUCGUCAACGCCUACGUCAGCGUGCCCCGCGAGAUGUCCCAGCUCAACUGCGCCGCCUACGUCGCGGGUAUGAUCGAGGGCGUCUGCGACGGCGCCGGGUUCCCCGCGCGCGUCACCGCCCACAGCGUCGGGGGCCAGCACGCCGCGGGCGGCGAGGGGGCGGGAGGCGCCGGUGAUGCUGGGGCUGGGGCGGCUGCGGCGGGUGCGGUGCAGGAGAUGUGGCCUGGCAAGACGGUGUUCCUGGUCAAGUUUUCUGGGGAGGUGCUUGAGAGGGAGGCGUAUCUUGGUGUGGCCAAGUGA
Messenger RNA from Diaporthe citri, 741 nucleotides. RefSeq lists its product as uncharacterized. Gene Ontology annotation, cellular component: TRAPPIII protein complex; TRAPPII protein complex; TRAPPI protein complex. Gene Ontology annotation, biological process: endoplasmic reticulum to Golgi vesicle-mediated transport. The record is from RefSeq and is a predicted model, not a curated record. NCBI's taxonomy places the organism in Eukaryota, Fungi, Ascomycota, Sordariomycetes, Diaporthales, Diaporthaceae. The transcript has 2 exons. The coding region runs from base 1 to 741 and encodes 246 amino acids.